CAGUCUGAAUGCAUUUGUUUUAAUGGAACAAUUAAAAACAUUCUUAAAACUUUAAGAUGGCAUUGUCUUCAUUCAAGUGGCCUCUUAAUGAGAAAGGAAAUUGAUAACUUUUACUUUCUCGUGUUUAAUUUUAAGAGACCUGGAUGAAAAUUGCAACAAUGAGACAUUAAUUGGAUGUGGAAAAUGAAGUACCAGGGAUUAAUUAAAAUUUUUGAUUUGCUUCAUGACAGCUAGAAAUAUGAUAGCACCACCAUCAGGGACACUAGUAGAAGGGAAUGACUGGCAUACAUAACGAUGGACGAAAGAUACAAAUUCAAAAUUUUUGGAAUACAUGAUGGGCGGUUUCUUGUGCUUCAUUCUACAGCCUUAGUUUUCAUAGGACUUAGUGUCCUCUGCGCGGGAUUAGUAAUAGCCACCUCUAUAAGAAAUAAAAGGAAUGUGAACUUCUUCUUUGGAUGGAGCAAGUGUGAGCGUUUCGCCAUUUACAUGGCUGUAUGUGAUAUUAUGCUUCACUUGGUCCAUUGCACGGACCAUAUCCAUAUGUUAAUAGUUCACGGGCAUGUCCAUCCUAUAAACCUAUGCGAAUUUUACGGUUUCGUACUCUACGAGUUCACAAUUGCCCAAACUUCAUUGGUUUUCAUCAUCGCAACGAAUGCCUUUCUGUUGAUAAAGUUUAAGUGUAAUUUGAAUUAUGGAGCCAGAGACUGGAGAAUAAUCUCCGUUGCUUUAGGUGUACCAUUUAUUAUUUGCGUAUUCUUGGCUUCCUACAAGCAGCUCGGACCAACCGGGACAUACUGUGGAAUCGUGGGCGAGAAAGUAGUGACAUUUAUUUCUACACUUCCGGUUCUACUUGUGCUCAUUUUCAGCACAAUGCUGUACAUUCUGACGUGGAAGCAUAUUAAAAUUGAAGGAAAGAAGGUGACAGCAUCACUGAGGAAUCACAAAUCUUCGAGCCAAAGAUCAGCUAGGGCAGCCAAGAACAUGUCCUUGUUUGUUGCCGCCUAUUUCAUUCAGUGGUGGGCCUUGCCGCUUCAUGGUGUCUGGCAAUUGGUGGACAAUACUCCGUUUGAAGUCCUUGAGCUCCUGGCAAUAUUUACUAACAUGGGAGGUAUACUAAAUGGUGGGGUGUACUUGAUUAUUAAAAAGUCACGUAUUGCUAAAGUGAAGUGUAUUUCUCAUGAAAAAGAUGGAUCUGUUAAUAAUACAAGUCCGACAUCCAACCAAACACAAUGCAGUUAGCAUUGAUCCUAGUUCUGAGUAGUAUCUCAUUAUAGAAUAAUUGUUAAUUUUUCUUUAAUCGUAUAAUGUAUACAAAUAAAACAAGACUGAGACUUGUACAGUUUUUACAAACACGUGCUAAGUUGCCCGCAUGCCGCAGUGGUUAGAGUGUUUGCUUUAGAGUCGCGGAGUAAGGAAUUGAUACCGCACUUCUAAAAGGCCGCAAGUGCCGAGUACAGGUCUAAAUUUGCAGCCCUUUAAGGGCAAGUGUUGGCUUAUCAAUAUGAGAAAAAUUCUUGAAGGGAGGUUUAGCAAACAAACAAAUGUUCGUUGGAGAAGAUUGUGAUUUGGU
Molecule: messenger RNA, 1570 nt
Organism: Saccostrea echinata
Lineage: Eukaryota; Metazoa; Mollusca; Bivalvia; Ostreida; Ostreidae
Exons: 3
Coding region: 295-1239 (314 amino acids)
Biological process (GO): adenylate cyclase-activating G protein-coupled receptor signaling pathway
Cellular component (GO): plasma membrane
Molecular function (GO): G protein-coupled receptor activity
Source: RefSeq, a predicted model, not a curated record